Moneuplotes crassus is the source of this 1562-nucleotide messenger RNA. The record is from the annotation of a GenBank genome assembly. Lineage: Eukaryota; Ciliophora; Spirotrichea; Euplotida; Euplotidae.
UGAACAGAGUACUCAAGGAAUACUGGAAUGAUGCACCUAAAGAUUCUGAAGAAUGGAUGCGAAACAAAGCUCGUAUUGAUAGGUAUCAGAAGUACAAGAAAGAAGCUAUCGAGCUGAAAUAGCCAAGAUGCUGGUAUAGGACGAAUAAACCUUGGACAAGAAGGAAAAGACUCGUACUUCAGAAAGAAGCAGUAAGGCAUUAUUUCAUCUUCAGCGAUGCUCAAUUCGAGCAUUAUUUCAAUCAUAUCCAUUUUGACUGAAGACAAAAGGAAUUAAUGAAGAAGUACCAAAUACUCUCAAAGCUUGGAAACAAUACGAGGUAUAACUCUUCUGAUGGACCACGUAACCUUCAUGAGACAAGAGAUCUAAAGACCUCUCUGAUGAGUCAAAAUUCAAAGCUCUCGCCUAAUAUCCCAUGAGGGAAAUCUAUGAUAAAGAAAUCAAAUAAAACCUGCAAAAAGUUGGCGCCUCUACAGAACCAGAAAAUGAUAGGCUCAAAUUCUCCACAGCAGUUAAAUAGGAAUUACUUCAAUUGGGAGGAGACUUCUCCUAAUUCGGAGAAAGUUUACAUGGCAGAGUCUUAUAGAAGGAGUGUCAAACCUAGCAAUUCUAGGAAGCUCAGAGUGCAAAGCACUCAGAAGAUCGGCCCUGGGCUGGCAAGUCCAGGGAUUGAGACACACAAGGCCCAUAAAAAUCUUUCAAGACCUAGUGAUAACAGGAUUCCACGGAUGCAAUCUCAUGCUGAGAUUGUUAAUUUCACCUUGGAGCAAUCUGAUAGAGGCUCAAGUGACCAUUCUCAAGCUUCUCAUCAAAAUAAUUUCAGUGUGAAAAGCAGAGUUGAAGGAGACUCAUUCUGGUCAAACAAGUCUAAGUUUGGAGCUGACCGGACAUCUCAUCAUUCAGGGUUUAAGGCCAUACAUGCUAAAUCAACUUUUGGCAAUACUGAAUCUACUAAUAUUAUGUCGGUCUCAAAAUGCCAGAAAUCUUCUCCUCCUAAAAAGAAGCGUAUCAAGAUUGUGAAGCGCAAGAAUCGUCAUUUUGUAUCAAAAAUGGCUAAGAAUAAUUCAGGGCUAGUCAUCAAAGACUCAAAAGAGGUAGAUUUAAACUCUGAAAAAAAUAAUAAUGCAGCUGAGGAGGAUAAGCCUUGACAAGAGGUUGAUACUGAUUCAAAAAAGAAGCGUAAAUCUAGCCCUCACGAGCCACAAACCAUCCUUCAUCAAGGGAAGAAAGAAAAAGCAUCCUCUGAAGGAAAGAACGAAACUGAAAGAAGUGUUUCAGACAGUCAAAGUAAGAUCAGUGAGGAGCAUAAAAUAACUGCAACAAUACCUGACAGCCCAAAGGUAAAAUUGAAGCUAGAGGAUACCUACCAAGUCGGCCAAGAAGAGAGUCUCACAAAAGAGUUACUGGGGGAUUUUGAAAAGCUUGAGAUACAGUAUAGGCUUCAUGAAAACUGGCUUGAUAUCACAGAUGAGCAAGAAAAGCCAUUUGCCUCUGAAUGUUCCCUUAUAUACACUACAGCUAGGCAUAGUCAGGGUGGCAAAGACCAAGAGCCUGAUGACUAG